Messenger RNA from Ornithodoros turicata, 1043 nucleotides. It is a transcript of the gene Ak2, whose product is annotated as adenylate kinase-like. Gene Ontology annotation, molecular function: AMP kinase activity; ATP binding. Gene Ontology annotation, cellular component: mitochondrion; cytoplasm. Bases 219 to 977 code for a protein of 252 amino acids. The record is from RefSeq and is a predicted model, not a curated record. The transcript is spliced from 5 exons. Gene Ontology annotation, biological process: ADP biosynthetic process. NCBI's taxonomy places the organism in Eukaryota, Metazoa, Arthropoda, Arachnida, Ixodida, Argasidae.
GCUUUUUGUUUUCUCUUUUCUCUCCUUCGUGCCUCCGUUUGUGGGAGAAUGCCGGGAUGCCGGUACACCGCCGUGCGGCAGUAAAGCAGAUGUGGUGAGCGGUAAACGUGGCUAAACACUUGCCGCUGGUCACGUAAUUGUUUCCUGCACCAUCGUCUCAAAAUCCUCCUACGAAGAGCAUUCUUCUCUAAGCCGAUUUUUUAGUAGAACAUAAAAAAAUGGCGCCCCAACCGAAACCACAAGAAGUUGGACACCUUUAUGCUGGUGACUACGUUCCCAACCAAGACCGAAGUAAGAGAGGAGUUAACGCGAUUUUAUUGGGACCACCUGGAGCAGGUAAAGGAACACAGUGUCCUCUAUUACGGAAGGAAUACUGCGUUUGCCAUUUAUCAACAGGCGACCUGUUGCGAAGUGAGGUGAACUCUGGCUCGGUACUAGGUCGACAAUUAAAGGAUACUAUGCAGAAGGGAAACCUUGUGAGUGAUGAUGUUGUUGUCAACCUGGUCAAGAAGAGCUUGGAUACCCCAGAAUGCAAGAACGGAUUUCUUUUGGAUGGAUUUCCCCGAACAAUUACCCAAGCAGAGAAGCUGGAUGAAAUGUUGAAGAAGCGGAAUAGUCCAUUGGACUCUGUGGUAGAGCUGGCAAUUGAUGACAAGCUGCUCGUGAAGAGGAUAUCUGGACGACUAACACACGUACCUAGUGGCCGAACGUAUCACGAGGAGUUCAACCCACCCAAGAAGUACAUGACAGAUGAUGUGACUGGAGAGCCACUAGUACGGAGGUCCGACGACAACGUAGAAGCUCUCGAACGUCGCUUACAAUCGUACCACAAGGUGACAACACCGUUGGUCUCUUACUAUCAGAAGCAAGGGCUGCACACGCGAAUUGACGCCACAAAGCCUCCGAAGGAGGUUUUUGAAAAGAUCAAGGGCAUCUUUGAUGCAGCAAAGAAGAAAGACUACGUCAUGUUUCUUUGAUGCUCAUGAUCUUUGGCAAUUGCUGUGGCUGAUAGCUGGGUAAAUAAAAGUUAUUUUGAAUGGCAA